AUGUCCCUCCAAACACCCCGCGUCCUCCCCGCCCACCUCCACGCCUUCCACCCCUCCAACGCAAACCCCCACGUCACAAACACCGUCCGUCUACUGGGCACAGUAACAUCUCUCCGCGGCGAUACGGCGACCAUCACAUGCGGAGAUAACGGAGACGUGACGCUGAUCCUGAAGCCCGAUUCGCAUCUGCAGAUGGGCAAGUUGGUCGAGAUUGUUGGGAAGGUGACUGAUGUUGAGGGGCAGGGUCUUGGUGUGAGGGUGUUGGGUAGUUUUGAUUGGGGGAAUCCCUCUGAUUGCGAUUAUAAGAUCUAUGAGAAUGUUGUGAAUGCGACACAUCGGUUUAAGUCGCUUUUUUAUGAGGCGGCUGAGUAA
Molecule: messenger RNA, 372 nt
Organism: Aspergillus caelatus
Lineage: Eukaryota; Fungi; Ascomycota; Eurotiomycetes; Eurotiales; Aspergillaceae
Product: putative ssDNA binding protein Ssb3
Exons: 3
Coding region: 1-372 (123 amino acids)
Biological process (GO): double-strand break repair via homologous recombination; mismatch repair; DNA replication
Cellular component (GO): site of double-strand break; DNA replication factor A complex; nucleus
Molecular function (GO): damaged DNA binding; single-stranded DNA binding
Source: RefSeq, a predicted model, not a curated record